This is a messenger RNA of Pogona vitticeps (central bearded dragon), 791 nucleotides long. The record is from RefSeq and is a predicted model, not a curated record. Lineage: Eukaryota; Metazoa; Chordata; Lepidosauria; Squamata; Agamidae.
UGCAGUUAUAGUGUUGUCUACAGGAGCCUGCUAGAAACAGCCUGCAAUCCUUUCCUGUGAAGGCCCCAUACUGCAAUAGGUGAUGGAAUCCAAAGUCUCUGAAGGCGGCCUGAAUGUAACCCUCACCAUUCGGUUAUUGAUGCACGGGAAGGAAGUUGGAAGCAUCAUUGGAAAGAAAGGGGAAACAGUGAAAAAGAUGCGUGAAGAGAGUGGAGCAAGAAUUAAUAUCUCAGAAGGAAACUGUCCAGAGAGAAUUGUGACCAUUACUGGCCCCACUGAUGCCAUCUUCAAAGCAUUUGCCAUGAUUGCUUAUAAAUUUGAGGAGGAUAUCAUCAACUCUAUGAGCAACAGCACAGCUACUAGUAAGCCACCCGUAACACUAAGGCUGGUUGUGCCAGCUAGCCAGUGUGGGUCACUGAUCGGCAAAGGAGGCUCCAAGAUUAAGGAAAUCAGGGAGUCAACAGGUGCUCAGGUUCAAGUGGCGGGGGACAUGCUGCCAAACUCCACAGAGAGGGCAGUGACCAUCUCAGGGACCCCCGAUGCAAUUAUCCAAUGUGUCAAACAGAUCUGUGUGGUGAUGCUGGAGUCCCCACCGAAAGGUGCCACCAUUCCCUAUCGCCCAAAGCCCGCCUCCACCCCUGUCAUUUUUGCAGGUGGUCAGGCCUAUACAAUUCAAGGACAAUAUGCUAUUCCACACCCAGAUCACAAGGGACAGGACUGAGGACAUUACAAGGAAAGGACCAUGGAUGCUUUCAUUCCUUAGACUCCUCUAGGAAUCAAGAGCCCUCUAC